AUGACAUCUGUGAUAAUACAAAAACUCAAAAAAGCUCAGCAACAAGGAAAACAAGAUAAUCGGACUAUACAGAGGUCGGUCGGACGAAAUAUCAGUGAAUUGGAAAGAGAAGAAAAAGAUUUAGAAAACUUAAUAAGAAGCGCUGCCAGGCAAAACGACAGAGGAGCUUGUGCUAUGUUAGCACAAGAGUUAACUAAGAUUCGUGCUUUAAAGUCUAGAAACUCUCGUUUUGCAGACCACAUGAACAUUGUGCAGAAAAAACAAACAACUUCACUGUACGCAGCCAAAUAUGGAGAAUCACUUGAAGCGGCUGCAACCACCAUGAAGAAUUUCAACAAGGUUAUGGACAAAACGAAGGUCCCUGAUCAACUAAAACAGUUCGAUAGGGAAGAAUUAAAAAUGGAUAUGUCUGAAGAUACCUUAGACACCAUGCUAUCUUCACUAUGCGAAUCUGAAGAGGAGGACGUUGAUGAGUACAUAACAAAAAUUUUAAGUGAACCACAAAGUCACGUACCUGAUGUGUGGCCCUCUGUUCCUGAUACAACUUUAGAAAAGUCCAGUUCCAUCUCCAGAAAAUUUCGUGAUAACAUAGUUUAA
This is a messenger RNA of Schistosoma guineensis, 597 nucleotides long. The record is from the annotation of a GenBank genome assembly. Lineage: Eukaryota; Metazoa; Platyhelminthes; Trematoda; Strigeidida; Schistosomatidae.